AUGUCGGAUGGCAUAGCAUUACUCAUCUUUAAUCUGGUAGUCGGAACCUUCACUAUGUGCCAGGCCCUUAUCAGUAUUUACAAAAUUUUCAGAAGACAGACGCCUGUUUUGACUGAUAUUGGUCAAAGAAAUAGAGUGACAAUAAUAAUGACGGCUCAAUCAAAAGAAAAUGAUCUGAUUAGACAUAUUGAUAAAGGGACCAACAUUGAACAAAGUUUGACUGCAAACGUACCGGUACAGAAUGCUGAUAAUAGAAACGAUUUAAACGAUGAGGUUGUAGUGUCUAUUGAUACCAUGGACGAGACACCCAACUCUACCCUAAACCAUCGUGAGACGAGAUCCGCAUUAUUCACUGGAUCCGAGUCGAGAGAAAAGUACUCGCCAGAAGUCACACAACUAGAUCUGGAGAGUCAGAAUGAUGAAAAGAUCGAGGGGUUGACCAGCAAAGUGCGAUUAUUAAAAGAGGUCAGUUUUUGUUGGAAGACUAGUAUGGAGGAGUGA
This is a messenger RNA of Paraglomus brasilianum, 501 nucleotides long. NCBI's taxonomy places the organism in Eukaryota, Fungi, Glomeromycota, Glomeromycetes, Paraglomerales, Paraglomeraceae. The record is from the annotation of a GenBank genome assembly.